Messenger RNA from Ambispora gerdemannii, 531 nucleotides. NCBI's taxonomy places the organism in Eukaryota, Fungi, Glomeromycota, Glomeromycetes, Archaeosporales, Ambisporaceae. The record is from the annotation of a GenBank genome assembly.
AUGUCUUCAAAAUCACCUCUUUCGCUCUUGUACGCUGCAAUUCUCGUUCUACUAAUCUCGGUUUCUUAUAUUCACUCUCUUCCACAAGAAGUGAAUAAUUCACAAUAUAAACGAGGUCUCUUUAGCAUUUAUCCAAAAGAACAUAAACGAGCUGAGGGUACAAAUACAGGAGAUUGGGGUUGGAUUCAAGGACAUACUAAACGAGGCGCCCAAGUCGUCGGCUACGCAGAUCUCCUUGGCGGACGUGUAACACUCAGUCAAGAAAGCUCUGGUGUAACAGUAAUCUAUGGUCAAUUCAACACUGGAUUCGGCGACAGCUCAAAUCCCGCUGAUUAUACGUUUGUUUUCGAACCAUCCGGCGUUGUAAUUAAACCCUCGUACUCGAUCUUAAAUGGCGGCACUUCCGCUUGGACUUUGAAUCGCAGCGAUGUGAGAUUGUCGCCUGGUUCUGGCAAAAAUAUCUCUAAAGAUAAGUUGGUUGUGAAAAGGGGUACUACUGUCAUCGGCUCGGGUCCUGUUACUAUCAUAUAA